Molecule: messenger RNA, 1885 nt
Organism: Perkinsus marinus ATCC 50983
Lineage: Eukaryota; Perkinsozoa; Perkinsida; Perkinsidae
Exons: 7
Coding region: 20-1678 (552 amino acids)
Source: RefSeq, a predicted model, not a curated record
AGCUCUAUCUUCCAUAGCAAUGUCUCGCGGCCCUGCACUAGGCUCGGGGUCGUCUGCUGCAGCAACGAUCAUCGGAGGAGCAACAGGAGAUCAGACUAAGGGCUUGACCUUCAGAGAGGACAUUAAUCCCAACGGUGCUGGCAACAUUUCCACUGUUAUGAUACCAACGUCCUUGGCCAAGAUCGACAAGCAUCUCCCAGUGGUACGCAGAAAAGAUAUUAUGGAGGCUUAUGCGGGCCUUUCAAACAGCGCUCGACAGGCUCUCCUCACCAUCGUUGAUAAAGAGUUUGUCGAACAACUUGACAGAUGCCAGAAAGUGGCAUGGCGCGUUCAUUUGUCGCCCGAUCGUCGAGGAGCUGAGCGGAAGUACCCUAGGUUGACGAAGCUCUUCGAGCCCACCAAUCACAAUGUACUCCCUGGUUUUGGCACGCCAUCUCAGUCGACGCGAUCAGGGCAAUUCAAAGAUGGUUACAUGUUGUUGGAGGACGACUUAGUGAGCAGCAUCAACGGCGAGAAGGAUGCUCUUCAACCCUGCAUGAAGGCUCUCAUGGACCACACUCUCUUUGACUUCAUAGACGAGCGCUGUGAAGACUUCUUACGCAACGCGAAGCGAAAUAGGAGCCGAUUGGUGACCAGGAAGGAGUUGUGGUAUCGACUCUUUGAUGGUCUUGAUUCGGGCUCAGUGCGGUAUGCUGAUCUGGACGCCAGUUUAGCCCAGGCAUUAGAAUUCAGGAUCCUGUCGGAAUACCACAAGGAUCGUUUCGCUUCACUUCAACGUCGUCAUCAAGAGAGCGCUCAGCAGCAGCAGCAGGAGUCGUCCCCCUUCCUGGGUGGUCCGCAGUCGUCUCGGUUCCUAAAUUCUAUACCCUUUGAAUCUGUGGCCAGUCGCUCGUUCGUGGACCUCGAGGCUGGCGAACAGGGCGAGGCUGUGAAGGAAGCUGCACAACCGUCAAAGGCCGCUAAGAAGAGGAAGAAGCGGCAGGCUAAGAAGGCGGCGACAGCGAAGUCCGAGGGAGUGGUUACUAAGGCGAAAGGUUCGAACUCGAACGGCGAAGCGAAGCAGUUGAACAAGACUGGUGCAGUAGUGAAUAGUAGUACGGUGUCGACUAUUGUGUCCCCUGGAGGGUCCUCCUCCUCAAUUUCUCGAUCGAGAUCGCCAUCGGAAGCAUCAUCAUCAUCGUCGUCCUCUACGGACUCCUUGAUAACACCAGUACAGGAGAGUACGUUGGUACGUGCGAAGACGGCUAUUGAGUCUCUGGCCAUGAAAGCCCCUAUAGUGGUGGUGCCUUCGGGAGUUGACGAUGAUGAGGAGGAUGAUGAUGAUGGGGAAUGGCAGACUGUUGGGAAGAGCAAAUCCAAUAACCGGUCAUCCCUUCUCAGUGCCGAGCAGAAAAAACAGCAGUCAAGUAAGGGCCCUUCGACUCGAGGGAAGGCAGCAGCUGUGGGGCCACGCACAGCGAAGGAUACGUCAAAUGGUAGUGCACCGAAGACGACAUCCAAGGUGAGGUCCGUAGAGCCAGCACGAAGGACAAAUGGCGAGAUAGAGGCUGCGUUGAAGCGAGAGACCUCUGUUAAAGUGAAACGAACGUUUUAUGAGUUCUAUGUGCCUGAUUCCACCGACUUGUUCAGCGUAGCUCGCCAACAGCUUGGACUGCGCUCUAGUGAGGCCCCCUUCUGAGAAGUGCCCCUUCUGUUACUCUUCCUAUCGUCGCUGUCUUCGUCUUAUCAUUCGUUACUUUUCCGCAUGUGACCCCAACUACAGUCGUAAUAUUGAUCAUCAUACUGAGUUCGAUUCAGUGCCAUUCCCCCCUCUCUUUGUAGUGUCUCUAGUCUUUGGCAAAAAUAACUACUAGAUGCUACUAUCAAUAGUAAACAAUAGUAAUAG